Rhodotorula graminis WP1 is the source of this 1446-nucleotide messenger RNA. RefSeq lists its product as uncharacterized. Bases 1 to 1446 code for a protein of 481 amino acids. Gene Ontology annotation, biological process: transmembrane transport. Lineage: Eukaryota; Fungi; Basidiomycota; Microbotryomycetes; Sporidiobolales; Sporidiobolaceae. The record is from RefSeq and is a predicted model, not a curated record. Gene Ontology annotation, cellular component: fungal-type vacuole membrane. The transcript has 7 exons. Gene Ontology annotation, molecular function: transmembrane transporter activity.
AUGCCGUCUUCCCCACCUCCGCCGACUCCAAGGGGGGCCAGCUCGCCCUCUCCUCCUCACCCGCACCACCUCGCCGAGCAGCUACCGUCAGCAUCAUUCCAAGCACCCUCAGAGCACACGACCGCGACCAUCGAGCCGUCCGAGGCGACCGAGAAGGGCGAGCUGAGCGUGGGCGGGCGCACGAGCGAGGAGGCCGCGCACUCGCCGCGGGACGCAGAGAAGGCGGCGCCAGUGCUGGAUGACUAUCCUGAUGGGGGACUGAGGGCAUGGAGCGUCGUCGGCGGCGCAUGGUGCAUCAGCUUCACGUCCUGGGGCUUCACGAACGCGUACGGCGUCUUCCAGACGUACUACCAAGCCAACCAGCUGUCCGAGUACAGCCAUUCCGACAUCUCGUGGAUCGGCUCUCUCCAACUCGCGCUCGUCCUCGCCUGCGCCAUCCUCGUCGGCAAGGCGUUCGACGCGGGCUACGUCACCUGGCUUCUAGCCGGUGCCGCAUGCUGCUGGACCGCAGGGCUUUUCGGCUUCUCCGAGGCGACGCAGUACUACCAGAUCUUCCUCGGGCAAGGCGUCGCGUGCGGCCUCGGCGCCGGCAUGGCCUUCAUCCCGGCGGCGUCGUCCGUCUCGCACUGGUUCAAGAAGCGCAGGGCGACGGCGCUCGGCAUCCUCGCGACCGGCAGCUCUUUCGGAGGGAUAGUGUACCCUGUGUUGCUCAACCAGCUCUUCCCGCGCAUCGGGUUCGGCUGGACCGUGCGAGUCGCGGCCUUCCUCACCCUGGCCAUGCUCGUCACGGCCAUCCUCACGGUCCGCUCGCGACUACCGCCCCGCAAGGUCGAGAAGAUCUUCGACUUUAGCCCUCUGCGCGAGAAGGCGUUCCUCCUCGUCACCAUCGGCGAGACCAUCAUCAUGCUGUGCGUCGCGCUCCUUCCCUGUCCUUUCUCUCGACUUUAUGCGCUCAAAUACGGCGUCAGCAGCAACCUUGCCCUGUAUUCGCUCUCGAUCCUCAACGCCGCGUCCAUCUUUGGCCGCAUCAUCCCCAACUGGCUCGCCGACACGUACGGCCCGCUCACGGUCCUCGUCCCGCACUGUUUCAUGUCGGGCGUCCUCAUCUUUCUCUUCCUACCCAUGUGCAAGUCGGCAGGAGGCCUCGUCGCCUUCACGAUCCUGUUCGGCUUCGCCUCGGGCGCCUACGUCUCGAUGAUGCCGGCGCUCGUCGCGAGCCUCACGAAGGACAUGCGCGAAGUUGGACAUAGGACUGCGACAAUGUUCCUAAUCAUCUCGGUCGCCGCCCUCGUCGGCACGCCCAUCACGGGCGCCAUCAUUUCGAGGAGCGACGGGUCGUACGUCGCGGCCAUGUGCGUCGCAGGGAGCCUGACGCUCGUCGGCUCUUGCUUCAACGCGGCGGCGUGGUGGGUCGUCAGUCGGGAGAAGGGGCGGUUCUGGGUGUAG